AUGGCGGCAGGCGGCCUGGCGGGGCUCCUGCCCGCCCAGACCCAGCUGGAAUACGCCCUGCUCGACGCCGACUCUGCCCAGGAGAAGGAGAACUUGGUCUACCAGUACCUGAAGAAGAUGGACAGCCGGGAGCGGGACCUAACGGUGCCCGAGCUCGGCGAAGAUCUACAAUGGUUAAACACUGAAGGUCCUAUUUCUCUCCACAAAGACCUUUGUGGAAAAGUUGUGGUGUUGGAUUUCUUUACGUACUGCUGCAUCAACUGCUUGCACCUGCUGCCUGAUCUCCACGCAUUAGAGCAAGAGUACUCUGAUAAAGAUGGUCUUAUUAUUGUUGGUGUCCAUUCAGCGAAAUUCCCAAAUGAAAAAGUUCUGGAUAACAUUAAAAGUGCUGUGCUGAGGUAUAAUAUUGUCCACCCUGUAGUAAAUGAUUCAGAUGCAACGCUGUGGCAUGAGCUAGAAGUGUCCUGCUGGCCAACGCUGGUCAUUCUUGGCCCUCGUGGAAACAUGCUCUUUUCACUUGUUGGAGAGGGACACAGAGAGAAGUUGUUUUUAUUCACUUCUAUAACACUGAAAUUCUACAAGGAAACAGGACAAAUCAAAAAUAACAGCAUUGGAAUAAAGCUAUACAGAGACUCCCUCCCACCUUCUCCCUUGCUGUUUCCUGGCAAAGUGACCGUAGAUCAUUCAGGAGAAAGGCUGGUAAUAGCAGACACUGGACAUCACAGGAUUUUGGUUACUCGAAAAAAUGGACAAAUUCUACACGCUAUUGGAGGUCCAAACAGUGGAAGGAGAGAUGGAAAAUUUUCAGAGGCAGCUUUCAACUCACCUCAAGGGAUUGCUAUAAAAAAUGAUGUUAUUUAUGUAGCUGAUACAGAAAAUCACCUAAUUAGAAAGAUUGACCUGGAAUUAGAGAUGGUGACCACCGUAGCAGGCAUUGGAAUACAAGGUGUUGAUAUGGAAGGUGGAGCAAAAGGAGAAGAACAGCCUAUCAGCUCUCCGUGGGAUGUGGUCUUCGGAAAUUCAAUUUCAGGGACCCAGGAAGAUGAUGUUUUAUGGAUAGCAAUGGCAGGCACUCAUCAGAUAUGGGCACUGAUGUUGGAAGGUGGAAAACUACCGAAGGGAAGUGAUUUAAAGAAAGGAAUCUGCCUUCGCUUCGCUGGGAGUGGAAAUGAAGAGAACAGAAACAACGCGUACCCACACAAGGCAGGCUUUGCACAGCCUUCGGGUCUCUCUUUGGCUCCUGAGGAACCAUGGAACUGCCUUUUUGUAGUGGAUAGUGAGAGCAGCACUGUGCGAACCAUUUCCCUGAAAGACGGAGCAGUGAAGCACCUUGUAGGAGGAGAGAGAGAUCCAUUGAAUUUGUUUGCCUUUGGUGAUGUGGAUGGAGCAGGCAUAAAUGCAAAGCUGCAGCAUCCCUUAGGAGUAACGUGGGACAAGAAAAGAAAACUGCUUUAUGUGGCGGAUUCCUAUAAUCAUAAGAUUAAGGUUGUAGAUCCCAAGAUGAAGAACUGUGCUACCCUGGCUGGCACAGGAGAAGCAAGCAAUGUUAUUGGUUCCAGCUUUACACAGUCAACUUUUAAUGAACCGGGCGGUUUGUGUGUUGAAGACAAUGGCCGCUUGAUGUAUGUUGCAGACACAAAUAAUCAUCAGAUUAAAGUGCUGGAUUUGGAAACAAAAAUUCUUUCCAUGUUGCCUAUCCUGAGUCCAGAAGCGUGCGAUGUUCCAGAUAACCUGCCUGUGCAAAAGGAUAAAAUAACAAACCUUCCAAAACUGCCUAAAUCUGCACCAAAUGUUCAACUUCCUUCACUAGCUGUCGCUCCUGGCCAGACAAUUCAGUUUUUAUUAAAGCUGACUCUUCCUCCAGAUUCAAAACUGAAUGAAGAAGCACCCAAUUCCUGGUUUAUCACAGCAGAAGAUAAUACCUGGCUGCUUCAAGGCCAGUGUCUGUCUGGAGAAAUAAAGGAUGUUUCCUGUCAAACCAUCAUUCCCUUCCAGUUGCCCAGGAGCUGUCUGUCAGCUGAAGCUACCCUGGCUGUCAAAGCGUGCCUCUACUACUGCAGCAAAGAUAGCAGCGCCUGCAUGAUGAAAGGAAUCUCAUUCAGUCAGCCUUUACAGAUAACCAGUACAAACCCAGGCAGCUUGACUCCAGUUGAACUGAUACACACAUUUUUAACCAACUAA
Molecule: messenger RNA, 2181 nt
Organism: Mesitornis unicolor (brown roatelo)
Lineage: Eukaryota; Metazoa; Chordata; Aves; Mesitornithiformes; Mesitornithidae
Gene: NHLRC2
Product: NHL repeat containing 2
Exons: 11
Coding region: 1-2181 (726 amino acids)
Molecular function (GO): protein binding
Source: RefSeq, a predicted model, not a curated record